AUGAACGUAAUUGGUGAGGUGGAAGGCAAGGUGGCCUUGACCUUUGACGACGAAAUUGAUACAGGCGGCACUGUGGUUAACGCCGCCAGAUCCCUGCUGGAUCACGGCGUCAAGGAGGUGUAUUGCUGCGCCUCCCACGCAGUGCUCUCGCGCAACGCGCCGGAGACCAUGGCGCAAAGGCCCUUCACCGAGAUAGUGGUGACCGACACCAUCCCCAUCGGCCCUGGAAAGCGCAACGGCAAGUUACCGUGUGUCGUUGGCCCCCCUCCUUGGAGAGGCAAUUUACCGCAUCCACUACGGCCAAUCCAUAGGUGA
Molecule: messenger RNA, 315 nt
Organism: Geodia barretti
Lineage: Eukaryota; Metazoa; Porifera; Demospongiae; Tetractinellida; Geodiidae
Source: the annotation of a GenBank genome assembly